UCGGUGUCGGCCAAAGCACUGGGCUGCUCCACAAACGGAGGCGGUCGCCGUUACCUCGCUAGCAGAGCGUUAGGGCAGUGUAACGCCCAGUGUAACGGCGCUUCGCGUGUUACACAUGCUGGACACGUAGUGUCAAAACUACACUCGCCACCACCCUGAUUUGAGCUGUGUGAUGUGCUCGUAAUGCAACUGCAAACACCUCGGAAAAUAACGCACUGACCGGUGGAAAUGGUUGUUAUUGAUUUCUGACGGUCUGAACGUCUUUACGGCAGAGCUGAUCGACUCUAAAUGCAGAUGGCGUGCUACGGAAGCCGUUUGGAGGAGGACAGCUAUGACGGAGAGCUGUCGGACUGUGCCUUGGCCAUGAUGGAGAAGGAGCGGGAUUCCCUCCUCAGCCCUUCAGAGAAUCCUGCCACCUUUAUGAGCAGCACAUCCCCUAGUCUCCAGAUCGCACCCGUCCAGGGCUACGACGUGGAGUUUGACCCGCCACUGGAGAGUAAAUACGAGUGCCCCAUCUGCCUCAUGGCUCUAAGGAACGCCAUUCAAACACCAUGCGGUCACCGUUUCUGCAAGAACUGCAUUGAGAAGUCUCUUCGUGAUGCAGGACAGCGCUGCCCUGUGGACAAUGAAAUGCUUUUAGAAGACCAGCUGUUUCCUGAUAACUUUGCCAAACGGGAGAUUCUUUCACUCACUGUUCGCUGUCCAAACGCCGACUGCUCUGAGAAAAUGGAGCUUCGCCAGUUAGAGACUCAUUUGGCACAGUGUCAGUUUGCCACAGUUAUUUGCCCACAGUGUCACCAGUCGGUGAGAAAGAGGCACUUAGAACCGCACACUACUGUGGAGUGUCAACGAAGGCCUGUGUUGUGUCCAGACUGCGCUGAGAACUUUGUUUAUGAAGAAAGAGAGCUACAUGAGCAGCAGUGUCCCUUUGCAAUUAUCAAAUGUCUGUACUGUGAGAUUGAACUAAGCAGAGAUCAGAUGGAAGGCCAUUGUGAUGCAGAUUGCCCCAAAGCACCUAUUGCCUGUAACUUCAGCUACUUUGGAUGUAAAGAAAGGAUGCAGCGGCACAACCUUGCCCAGCACAUGCAGGAGUUCACACAGAUGCACAUGCGCUACAUGGCUGAGGUCGUACGGUGCCUUAGUCUCAACGGAGCCAACAAAUCCCUCUGGACGCUUGGACCUCCUGUGUCCUCUGAGGAUCCAGGUGCUGCAGCUUCAGCCUCUGUUUCAGCCUCGAGUUGCUCCAGAGGAUCUGUAAGCUGUGCUCCAUGCCAGCCAAGUGAAGAAAUGCAAAGGCUGAGAGAGAUGGAUGGAAGAUUGGUGAAGCAGGAUCACCAGCUACGUGAACUCAUCAUCUUAAAAGAAACACAAGCAGGCCAGCUGGCAGAACUCAGGCGCAGGGUGUCGACGCUGGAGGAGACCGUGAAGGAACUGGAAUCUCUGCAGUGCCACGGCGUCUUCGUUUGGCGCCUCAGAGGUUUCUCUGCACACUUGAGAAACCAAGAAGCGGGCCAGGCCAUAGUCGAGCACAGCCCCGGGUUCUACACGGGCAGUCCGGGCUACAAGCUGUGCCUGCGUUUACACCUGCAGACACCCAAUGCACCGCGCUGUGCCAACUACAUCUCCCUGUUUGUCCAUGCCAUGCAAGGGGCAUACGAUGGACUGCUGACAUGGCCGUUCCAAGGCACCAUCAGGCUUACCAUUCUAGACCAGGGCCCCGAGGGACAGCACCACAUGGAGGUGAUGGAGACUAAGCCAGGACUGCAGGCCUUCCAGAAGCCCACAGUCAACCGCAACCCCAAAGGGUUCGGCUACGUCACCUUCCUACACCUGAACCAGCUGUCCCAGCGAGCCUUUGUUAAAGAUGACACGCUCCUCAUUCGCUGCGAGGUGACGCCGCGUUUUGAUGUGCCUCACCGGGACGGACCAACAGUGCAGCCGAGGGGACCUGAGGCAUCAGUUUCCAGAGACUAAAGUGACUUGUGGUGUCAUAACUCGUAGGUGGGUGAUAGCUGCUGACAACACCUUAAAUGACAGCUACACGUGUGAUACCCAUGUAAUCGUUUUAUAAUUUUUCAAUGAGGCUAACACAGUUUAAAGCAGCUGCAUUCUGACAAACUGCUACAUCAGGACUCAUCACUGUUCUGUGUUUGAUGCGAUCCACGC
This is a messenger RNA of Betta splendens (Siamese fighting fish), 2166 nucleotides long. It is a transcript of the gene traf6, whose product is annotated as TNF receptor-associated factor 6. Bases 289 to 1974 code for a protein of 561 amino acids. Gene Ontology annotation, molecular function: tumor necrosis factor receptor binding; zinc ion binding; ubiquitin protein ligase activity. Gene Ontology annotation, biological process: regulation of canonical NF-kappaB signal transduction; regulation of apoptotic process; interleukin-1-mediated signaling pathway. The transcript is spliced from 8 exons. Gene Ontology annotation, cellular component: plasma membrane signaling receptor complex. The record is from RefSeq and is a predicted model, not a curated record. Lineage: Eukaryota; Metazoa; Chordata; Actinopteri; Anabantiformes; Osphronemidae.